AUGUCAAAUCCAAAGCGAGUUCAACUACCUCCGCUCGACCACUUCACCGGUGAUGCACGGGUCUACGAACGCCGGAGUCCCAGCGGCAAGGGACGGCAGGUCGUCAAGGAGAGCGUCUCCUUGUCUGAGCGCAAGACCCCUCAAAUCUUUCCCGAUCAGUCUCGGAUAUCCAUUCGCAAUGAGGCUCGAGCUAUUCAAUACGUGCGGAAGCACACCACUAUACCCGUUCCGUUCAUCGUCGAGUUCAACGACCAGCCCGGAGCGCCGGUUCAGCUGGUCACCAAAUUCGUCAAGGACGGCGUACCGCCCAAAGCGCUUCAGAUCACUCCGGAAGGACGUGCUCGUAUCGUCCAUCAGCUCGAGGGCUAUAUCAGUCAGCUCCAGGCACUCACGGAUCCCGAGUGCCGGAGCUUCGCCGGCCCUCCUCUCUUUGCCGUGCGCUUCGAGAACGCUCAUCUCCCCUUGAGCGACUACAAGUACCGGCGGUACGACGCCGACAGCCCAUACGUCCUCUGCCAUGGCGACCUGGCGUGGCACAAUCUCCUGCUCGAUUCCGAGACGUUUGAGAUCAAGUGCGUCGUCGAUUGGGAGUAUGCGGGGUUCUACCCCAAGGAGGUGGAGAGCGAGUACUGGAGGCGGCCGGGCCCGCUAGCCGCGAUGUCGAGUAGGGACAAGGAUGACAAGGAUGAUGUUCUGGGCGUUCUGUGGAGGCACAGGGUGUUUGAUUUCCCGGUGAAGCCAGCAUCAAAGUGA
Dioszegia hungarica is the source of this 753-nucleotide messenger RNA. RefSeq lists its product as uncharacterized. The transcript has a single exon. Bases 1 to 753 code for a protein of 250 amino acids. The record is from RefSeq and is a predicted model, not a curated record. Lineage: Eukaryota; Fungi; Basidiomycota; Tremellomycetes; Tremellales; Bulleribasidiaceae.